This is a messenger RNA of Darwinula stevensoni, 1511 nucleotides long. The record is from the annotation of a GenBank genome assembly. Lineage: Eukaryota; Metazoa; Arthropoda; Ostracoda; Podocopida; Darwinulidae.
CAUCCUACCCCCCCUCGAUGGAGAAGGCAUCUCACGGAUCGGGAACAAGGUUCGUAUUGCCUCCACCUGGCCGGCUGACACGUGAAGCGACACCUCCGCGAGCUACCUUACCCUCAUCUGACUACCGCAUAGGCAGAUUGCAAGUGCAGUGUCCAAGGUGCAGGCGUCUGUACCCGUACAAUGCAGAAGUUACCGACUCCCUGACCCUGGCCACUCCCACAAACCGGUUCUUCGGGAUAGCUGGACGUGCGCCUCUCGGAUCCUCCAAUGGAAUGAAGUCAACCCGUGGCGCAGGCCUUGGCCUACGUUGGGCAUUUGAAGCCCUGAGGACGCAACCGGCGAAGCUGAGGCUCUAUCCCCAACUUACAGCUGUGUACCAAAGCUCGCCUCUUCGUCUCCACUGCCUUUGCACCAAACAGUUUCCCUGCCUUGUUGCAUCAGGGCUUGGCCUAGGCCCACGGAAAAGAAUAUUGCCUUUCAGCUACUCAGUCGGGCUUCACACCUCCACCACAACCAUGGCUUCAGAGAAGAGAGGAAAGAUGACAGAGGAAGAGAGGAAGGAGCUCCUGAAUCCUCUGUUGCAGAAACAAUGGAAAAUUGUUGAUGAGCGUGAUGCCAUUCAGAAAGUCUUUAUGUUCAAGAACUUCAACCAGGCAUUUGGAUUCAUGACACGUAUUGCCCUGCAAGCUGAGAAGAUGGAUCAUCAUCCAGAAUGGUUCAAUGUCUACAACAAAGUGGAUAUCACACUUUCAACUCACGAUGUUGGUGGCCUCAGUCACCGAGACAUUCGCUUGGCAACUUUCAUUGAGGAUUCCUUUAAGGCUGCAUCUCAAUAGGCUCUGUACCUCGUGAAAUGCUCCAGUUUAUGCUGGAUUUUCUGUUAGUAAAUUUUGGAAGCCAGAAGUAGGAGGCAAAUGAGGAAGAAGGCUUGUAAAAAGAAAGAAGUCAGAUGAUUUCCUGUACAUGUCUCUCUUGAUAUGUCUGUCAUCUAUCCCCAUUUUUCUUUGAUAAAAAUUGGAGAAAACAUUGCAUUUACUACCAUUAAGUUGGCUAUAUGGAUAAAUAAGUAUAGGCGAGGGUUCUUUUUUUUUAAGUUCAAUUCUUGCAGAAGUAUUUUUAUAAAGUCUUUUGGAAACCUAGCUGCUCCAGAAAGUAUAUAUAGCUUAUAAUGGCCACUGGUGGAUUGGACAUCCUCAGCUUGUCAUGUGACUUGGUUGUGCCCCACUGGAGUUCUCAGGUGAGAGGUUUAAAACAAUGCUGAGUUGCUUGCAUCUAUCAUUCUCAAAAAUUUGAAUAGUGAACCAUGGAGCUUUUGUUUGAGGUCUUGUUGUCUGUCGCUUACUUUCUACAUAUCAUUGGAUCAUUGUCUUCCAUGUGAUUUCAUUGUGCAAUAAAGCCUUUCAAUGCUUGGCUGCCAGCUUGUGCCUCCAAUUUUAUUUUUUCUCUCACCUUUUUUCUGUUUGCCUUUUUUCCCCCUCAAUUUUCGGCUUCAAUGACUCUCAGAAUACUGC